AUGGCUAUCAAAGCUAUUAUCUUUUUGUUAGCCCACAUGCUUUUCAUCAUUGCAAUGGUGACAGCUGUGAAAGAGGAAAUUGACUCACUGGAUGCCCAUGCCACAUUCCCUGUCAAGGCUCCAUCCAAUGCCAAUGUAAAGGCUCCUAUUCAUGCCCCGGUAAAAGCUCCUGCCAAUCUACCAGGAAGGUCCCAUAUCCAUCCCCCAGAGAAGGCUCCUGCCCAUUCCCCAACAAAGGCUGAUCAUCCUCAUGCCCCAGUUAAGGCUCCUGCCCAUUCCCCGGCAAAGGCUCAUUCCCACUCCCCUCAUGCCCAUUCCCCGGCAAUGGCUCAUUCCCGUCCUCCUCAUGCCCAUUCCCCAGCAAAGACUCAUUCUCACCCCCCUCAUGCCCAUUCCCCAAAGACUCAUUCCCAUCCUCCUCAUGCCCAUUCCCCGGCAGGGGCUCAUUCCCAUCCUCCUCAUGCCCAUUCCCCAGCAAAGACUCAUUCUCACCCCCCUCAUGCCCAUUCCCCAAAGACUCAUUCCCAUCCUCCUCAUGCCCAUUCCCCGAAGGCUCAUUCCCAUCCCCCUCAUGCCCCAGGUAAGGUUCCUGCCAAUCCCCCAGUAAAGGCUUGUCCUCAUGCCCCAAGUAAGGCUCCUACUCUUCCCAAUGGUCCAGAAAAGGCUCCUGCUCAUUCCCCAGCAUAG
This is a messenger RNA of Cornus florida, 687 nucleotides long. RefSeq names its product early nodulin-like protein 1. The transcript is spliced from 3 exons. The record is from RefSeq and is a predicted model, not a curated record. The coding region runs from base 1 to 687 and encodes 228 amino acids. NCBI's taxonomy places the organism in Eukaryota, Viridiplantae, Streptophyta, Magnoliopsida, Cornales, Cornaceae.